This is a messenger RNA of Heterobasidion irregulare TC 32-1, 393 nucleotides long. RefSeq lists its product as uncharacterized. The transcript has a single exon. The record is from RefSeq and is a predicted model, not a curated record. Lineage: Eukaryota; Fungi; Basidiomycota; Agaricomycetes; Russulales; Bondarzewiaceae. Bases 1 to 393 code for a protein of 130 amino acids.
AUGCUCCCCGCCCCGGCCCCGGGCCCUCCCCCCCACCUCUUCCCAUAUCCGGCCGCCCCUUCAAUUCUCCAUUCAGCCAAUCUCUCCGUCAUCUCCCGGCCCUUCCUCGGCCUCUCUCUCCUCCUCUUCGUGUCCUCUUCGGCGCCUCGUACCGCGUCUUCUCCUGCUUCCAAGACGCCCGUUCCACCCACCCCGGCAUCGGCUCAUCCCCACCUCCUGCCUCACACUCUCCCGACCGUGUCCUAUUCCCAGCUCAACACCGCUCCUGCGCCCUGCGCACCAGCGCCCGCGCACACACACACAAAGCAGCGUCCGCUUCCCUAUUCCGGCCUCAGUCUCAAUCUCGCCUUGCCACUCCCUCCCUUGUCUCUCCCCCUCCACCCCGCAUCCUGA